CCGUCACGUUCCCCUAAAUAAAAUCUGUAGCAGAUCCCACUGCUUUUACCCUAAAAUUACUUCAUUCCAAGCAUGUCUCCCACUCAAUUCCGCCUGAUAUUCAGCGUCCCCCCCACCGGCCUUGCGGCCUGCAAAGCCGCCAUAUUUGCUGCCGGGGCUGGCCGCUAUCCCGGUGGGAAGUAUACCGAGUGUUGCUGGACCACUGCUGGAACGGGCCAAUUCCGCCCCGGUGAUGCUGCUAACCCACAUAUUGGGACUGUGGGGGCCUUGGAGGAGACCCCAGAGGUCCGGGUUGAGACGAUCUGUGUGGGAGAAGAUGUUGCACGGCAGGCUGUGGAGGCGUUAAAGAGGGCUCAUCCAUACGAGCAGCCGUCGUAUAGUGUUUUUCGAAUGGAGGAUUUUUGAACAUUUGUACUGGGAGUGCGAGUUGUGUAUUGAGCGGCUUAGAAGGGUGGAACCGAGUAUUUGUAUCCAGUUUCUGUAUAUAACGUCUCACCUUGUCACUACUUGCGAUCUUUGUGGCUGAUUUCGCCGGCUGUCGAAAGGGUAUACGAUGGCUCACAUUCUCGCUUCACAGUAAAACUCAAGAAUUGGGGAUUAGUAUAACCUCCUACCUUCAACUGGAUCCUUUUGUCUGCCCCUACCAGCUAGUGCAACGC
Aspergillus neoniger CBS 115656 is the source of this 659-nucleotide messenger RNA. Its product is annotated as structural toxin protein RtxA. Bases 73 to 405 code for a protein of 110 amino acids. The transcript has 2 exons. The record is from RefSeq and is a predicted model, not a curated record. Lineage: Eukaryota; Fungi; Ascomycota; Eurotiomycetes; Eurotiales; Aspergillaceae.